Molecule: messenger RNA, 1462 nt
Organism: Oncorhynchus mykiss (rainbow trout)
Lineage: Eukaryota; Metazoa; Chordata; Actinopteri; Salmoniformes; Salmonidae
Source: RefSeq, a predicted model, not a curated record
ACAGGACAUCAGCAACACAACCCAGGUAUAUGGAGCAGGUAGGCUAUAACAGGACAUCAGCAACACAACCCGGGUCUAUAGAGCAGGUAGGCUACAACAGGACAUCAGCAACACAACCCAGGUCUAUGGAGCAGGUAGGCUACAACAGGACAUCAGCAACACAACCCAGGUCUAUGGAGCAGGUAGGCUACAACAGGACAUCAGCAACACAACCCAGGUCUAUGGAGCAGGUAGGCUACAACAGGACAUCAGCAACACAACCCAGGUCUAUGGAGCAGGUAGGCUACAACAGGACAUCAGCAACACAACCCAGGUAUAUGGAGCAGGUAGGCUAUAACAGGACAUCAGCAACACAACCCAGGUCUAUGGUAGGCUACAACAGGACAUCAGCAACACAACCCAGGUCUAUGGAGCAGGUAGGCUACAACAGGACAUCAGCAACACAACCCAGGUCUAUGGAGCAGGUAGGCUACAACAGGACAUCAGCAACACAACCCAGGUCUAUGGAGCAGGUAGGCUACAACAGGACAUCAGCAACACAACCCAGGUCUAUGGAGCAGGUAGGCUACAACAGGACAUCAGCAACACAACCCAGGUAUAUGGAGCAGGUAGGCUAUAACAGGACAUCAGCAACACAACCCAGGUCUAUGGUAGGCUACAACAGGACAUCAGCAACACAACCCAGGUCUAUGGAGCAGGUAGGCUACAACAGGACAUCAGCAACACAACCCAGGUCUAUGGAGCAGGUAGGCUACAACAGGACAUCAGCAACACAACCCAGGUCUAUGGAGCAGGUAGGCUACAACAGGACAUCAGCAACACAACCCAGGUAUAUGGAGCAGGUAGGCUACAACAGGACAUCAGCAACACAACCCAGGUCUAUGGAGCAGGUAGGCUACAACAGGACAUCAGCAACACAACCCCCCCAGGUCUAUGGAGCAGGUAGGCUACAACAGGACAUCAGCAACACAACCCAGGUCUAUGGAGCAGGUAGGCUACAACAGGACAUCAGCAACACAACCCAGGUCUAUGGAGCAGGUAGGCUACAACAGGACAUCAGCAACACAACCCAGGUCUAUGGAGCAGGUAGGCUACAACAGGACAUCAGCAACACAACCCAGGUCUAUGGAGCAGGUAGGCUACAACAGGACAUCAGCAACACAACCCAGGUCUAUGGAGCAGGUAGGCUACAACAGGACAUGCCCAACAAAUUCCUCCACAGUUUAGUUUAAUGUAAUAUGUUGUUGUCUGCUGCUCGUUGCUUUGGAGGGCCAUUAUGCCAUAACGUAAUUAUUAUCAGCCCUCAAAAGACAGAUAUAGGGGAUGGGGAACACUGCUGACCUUAUGAGACUAGCAAAACCCCAAAAUGUUUUCAUCAUAUGCAGCAAAAGAGAGAGAAUAAUAACAGUAAAUGUAAGUGCAGUUUCCCAAAGUCUUGUUGCUCACCAGCUCAUUUCCACCA